AUCGUGGCACUUCCUUAAGGUGUCACAAUAUAUCUUUAAAGCUGAUUUCACAUUAAGAUUUUUGUGCACCGACUUUUCUUGUAUUUGCUCAAAAAGACUUAUCCGAAUUUUGGGGUCUGCUCUAUCACCAAUCUUUCCAAACCCUAACCUUCGGAUCAGGUCUGAGCAUCCAAGUUCCGAGAUCUGUGUGCUCCUGUUAUCUUCUACUCUCAGCCAAGUUUCAUGUCUGAUCUCGACGUCCAAAUUCCUACCGCUUUUGAUCCCUUUGCCGAGGCAAAUGCUGAUAACUCUGGUGCUGGAUCAAAAGAUUACGUGCACAUCCGUAUACAACAAAGGAAUGGUAGGAAGAGCCUGACAACUGUGCAGGGGUUGAAGAAAGAAUUCAGCUAUAACAAGAUACUGAAGGAUCUCAAGAAAGAGUUCUGCUGCAAUGGUACUGUCGUUCAGGAUCCCGAAUUAGGCCAGGUUAUUCAACUUCAGGGUGACCAGCGGAAGAACGUUUCUACAUUUCUUGUCCAGGCUGGAAUCGUGAAGAAAGAGCACAUCAAAAUUCAUGGUUUCUGAUUGCUCUCUUCAACCUCAGCUGCACAGUUAUCAUACUUGUUAUGUCAGUGCCGGAGAUACCAUCAAAACUUAGUUCUACUGAACUUGCUAGUGUUUAAUUUCUGCUGGUUUGAUAUAAAACACUGUAUUUGCUUCUCUAUGUUCUGUGUGCCGAAUAUGAGUUGUGUAAUAUUUUCAAGCACUUCACUUAGUAACGAUGAUAUAAUUGAGUGCUCAA
Messenger RNA from Lycium barbarum (goji berry), 781 nucleotides. Its product is annotated as protein translation factor SUI1 homolog. Gene Ontology annotation, biological process: translational initiation. NCBI's taxonomy places the organism in Eukaryota, Viridiplantae, Streptophyta, Magnoliopsida, Solanales, Solanaceae. The record is from RefSeq and is a predicted model, not a curated record. Bases 223 to 564 code for a protein of 113 amino acids. The transcript has 5 exons. Gene Ontology annotation, molecular function: RNA binding; translation initiation factor activity.